Molecule: messenger RNA, 9715 nt
Organism: Anguilla anguilla (European eel)
Lineage: Eukaryota; Metazoa; Chordata; Actinopteri; Anguilliformes; Anguillidae
Gene: fut9a
Product: fucosyltransferase 9a
Exons: 3
Coding region: 1012-2088 (358 amino acids)
Cellular component (GO): membrane
Molecular function (GO): alpha-(1->3)-fucosyltransferase activity
Source: RefSeq, a predicted model, not a curated record
UUAAGCAGAGUAUUUUGUCCGUGAUACUGGCUCAGACUAUUGCCAAUUCGCUUUAAUUGUCAAAUUGUUAAUCAGCCUAACCAAAAUAUUUACAGGAAUAGCUUGCCAUUUGCUACUUCAAUCUACUGUAGGCUAGCUCAUAAGACACAGUAGCUAAACCCCUUUUAUUAUUUAAAAAAACAGUGGUCAAAUUAACGACGAUAAAACGUAAAACCGCGUUUCUGGUCAGUUUGCUGCGUCUUGGUACACCUCCCCCUGGAGCAGCUGCAAGCUUUGUCAUAACACAAUGAUGACAGCGCUGUGGGGGCUAGUGAGGGAAUUAUUCCACAUCGCAGAACACCCUGCACGCGGCGCAACGAUGCCUUGGUUCACAUCACUUCACUCGAAUUAACGUUAGUCACCACCUGCCUGUUUUGCCAGUAUAGUUCUAUACAGAUCUGUGCUAUGUGAGCAAAAUCGUCACGGCUGCACUUCUUCCUCGACGGCCAAUGCAGCGGGACUAGCUAUGGGUUCGGAAUCUACCGAAUCCCGGCCAGAUGCGUGCGAAAAUUGCCACCACCGCAAGAAUUUUAUCACUGCUCAGAUUGUGCGGUUUUUGGAAUGGGAUGCCUAUCUAUAUCACGGAGAAACGACUGAAGUCAAUAUUCUGCCAAUAUGCGGAUCUAUUUUAGUUGAUGCCAGUCCAUCCUGAGGACGGGAAGGGAGAGGACCAGGACUGCAUUGGCAUUACCUAAGGAGACUGCUGAAAAUCAACACAUUCUUAUCAAAUGCACUGGAAGACCGUGACCCAUUCAACAGGUUUCCUUUUUGUGUCUUAUACAUUUUAAAUGGCCUUUUGUUUUUGAGUUUUCAGUUUAUGUUAAUCAUUGGCAAAAGGGGGGAUAAACUUGUCCUCGCAACAGGAAUGCAAGAUCAUUUUUUUUUUUUUUUGCAUUUAACAUUGCAUUUAACAUGGAAUUAAUUUAAUAUUGCCUGGAUUUCAACACCAUUCCAAGUAUUUCACGAAAAAGCAUGCCAUCUGCCUCUUUCCACGGAAUUCUACGACCUCUCUUAAUCGCCACCUUUUUACUGGGCUGUUUUGUGACUUUGUUUUUAAUGUAUUUUAAGCCAUCUAGUAGCUGGCUAUCUGGCCCAGUGGAGUCGGCAACAUCCUCACUCAAGGUGAAACACCUGUUUGCGAAAAAUGAGCAGAAUCAGACCAUCAUACUAAUCUGGCUGUGGCCCUUUGGCCAAACCUACGAUCUCAGCGUCUGCAGUUCACUGUUUAACAUUGACGGCUGUUACUUGACAGCGGACAGGAACCUCUACAACCAGUCAGACGGUGUGAUUAUCCACCACCGCGACAUCAGCAGCAACCUUUCAAACCUCCCUCCCUUGCAGCGGCCCUCUUUCCAAAAAUGGAUCUGGAUGAACCUUGAAUCCCCAUCACACUCGUCGCAGUUGCCUGGUCUGGAGAACCUGUUCAAUCUGACGCUGAAUUACCGUCAGGAUGCUGAUAUCAUAGUGCCUUACGGGUCCAUAGUUGCAACCCAGAAGGAGGAGGAGUUUGUGGUGCCAAGCAAGAGCAAGCUAAUCUGCUGGAUCGUCAGCAACUGGAACCCCGAGCACAUCCGUGUCAAGUACUACAACGAGCUCUACAAGUACGUGGAGAUUCACGCCUAUGGGCAAGCUUUCGGGGAAUACGUGAACGACCAGAACUUCUUCCCAAUCAUAGCCAGCUGCAAAUUCUAUCUGUCCUUCGAGAACUCCAUCCACAAAGACUACAUUACGGAGAAGCUGUACAACCCGCUGGCUGUGGGCGCAGUGCCGAUUGUCCUUGGGCCGUCGAGGCAGAACUACGAGAACUUCGUCCCCGGCGAUGCCUUCAUCCACGUGGAUGAUUUCCUCUCCCCGAAAGAGCUGGCUGAUUACAUAUUUUUCCUGGACAAGAACGAAGAGAUGUACCUUCGUUACUUUCGCUGGCAUAAGCACUUUACUGUAAAGAGAUCUUAUUUUUGGGCAGAACAUACUUGCCUCGCUUGUGAUUACAUUAAAAGGCACAAGGAGUACAAGGUCUUCAAUAACCUUGACAAAUGGUACUGGGGUUAAAACAAACUUAACUGCUGUUUGUGAAUGACACAAUCAUUCCUUUGGCAAGUUAUGAUUACAAUUGAAAGGAGAAUCCACAGGUUAUUAAUUGAAUGCAUGCAUCCUUGAAAACAGUAUGACCCUUGUUUAAUUGUUUUCUAUUUUAUUUUGUUUUGUGAAGUGAUUUGUACAGCAACACUUCUAUUGAUAAGAUAUCUACUAUUUGGAACUAGCAGUGCAAUGCGUGUGACAUCAUUUGCAAUGCAUAUGACUUCAUUUGUUGGAUUUCAAAUGUUUAGAUAUUCUACACAGUCAUAGUUUAAUGUGGCCAAAGACCAGAACCCCUCCCCUUUACACACUGGUGGAACUGUAAACAUAUCCUUCGGGCUAACCACAAUGUACUUCAGUUUCAGUUCUUUCAUUUUGCCCGUUGAUUUAAGCAAAUGCUUCAUUACUUCCUUUUUUGUUUUAUUCUAGAAACUGCAAAACUCAUAGUGGUAAGUAAACAUGGGAAAAGUAGCAUUUGCUCAAGUUUCCCACUCAAAGUUAAAAAUGAAAGGACACUGUGGUAAAAUGAAAUAGAGGCCAAUGGUCUCAUUGAUAUUACAAAGUGAACAUCUGCUAGACCUUACAGGUGACAUGCAAACAAAGCAUUCUUGGGUAUGAAAAUGAAAUGAGAUACCUGCAAAUCGAUUUGUAGCUCAAAUCCGACAACACGUUAAGUGAUAUCAGACUGUAAGGUGUUAUUUUAAGCCUUCGGGAUCUGUACAUCGGUGAGCAUGUCAUUUUUAUUUAUUUACUUUUUUUUUUUUUUUUACAAACAAAAGUACAAUUAUAAUUUUACAACAUGUCAGAACUGUUGUGUAUUUAGAUGGGCAGUGAAUUUUUAAGUGAUCGGGAAAAUUGUCUUUCAAUCAGUGAAAUCUUCAUGAUAGUAGGUAGCAUUGGGUAGUCUUGAAAAUCCUUGCUUUUUGUUGUGUAAUUGCAUAAAGGAAACAUAAUGUAAUAAGCACAUGGCUCUAAAAAAAUAAUGUUAUUUUAUCUUAUUUUCAAAUAGACAGUGCUGUUAAACAGACAGUCAUUAAUGUUAUAUAGAAGAACAAGAUGAGCAAAGUUGGGAAGCAUUUUCUAAAUAAGAAAUAUAUAUUUAUUUUAAAAAAGUUAAUUUUAAAAAGCACAUGUAAGAUGAAUCAGAUAUAUAUCUAUGCAGUCUAUAUUCAAAGGAACUUUGCAAACUGCAAAUAUACUGUGAGCAAAUAUACAUUUUUUUGGAUGGGUGGUGUAAGGUUGGCCAGUGUCUGAGCCAUUUUUUUUUUGUUGUUGCAACUAAAUGAAAACCUGUCUGGCGAUCUGUUAAAAUUUAUACAUUCUCACUCUUGUUUAGUGUAAUUCUAAUGCCGUCCAGUUUCAAUAUUUUGUGUUUUGUUUUCUAAAUUUGCUCUGUAGAUCUGUAGGUUAUCCUGUCAACAUUGGUUAUAUUGCAUUUUCAGCUGGUGGUUUUAAGCGAGGAGGCCCAUCCUUGUAGAGGGCCACGUAGUCAGCAGGGCUACUCGCCCUGGUCCACGAGGGCUGCUUUGCUUGCUGGUUUGAGUUUCAUUACUUUUUAUGUAGCCAAAUUAGCCACCCAUUGUGUUGACUGAGCCAAUUCAGCUUGCCUCUCUCGUACUUUGAAGAGCGGGAUUUAUUUCUCUCUUCAGAACAGUUUGGCCUUGAUUUGAUAAACAUUUGUCAUUAGUGUUUAUUUAAAAAUAAGGAGUAAGCGUCUUUAUAAGCACACAAAGGAGCAUUCAUAUUGGUGCUCGCAACCAGUGCUUGUAAAGAAGCACUUGCAUUUAAACUUCCGGACUUUAACAUUCAUUUGUAUGAAGAGAAUACAGAAACUGUCUUUUGACAGAAUAUUUUCUCAGCAUUAUCACAAAUGUGGGUAAAGGUCCCUGAAGUGGGAGAAUCAUUUGUGAAAUGGCCAUGUUAAUUAAUUGAACACAGGCAAGGAUUUCCUCAGAAACCACUCAAAUGUCUUCCAUGUGUUUGUGUGUAGCCACAUUCACCUCAAAAAUUAUUAUAUUUUAUGUGCAAAUAUUAUGAUUAAACUGAUACAAAAUAACAGUUUUGCUGUUUAUCAACAUUAGAGAAAGCACAUUGUUCAUAGUAAAAAAUAAAAACGAAAUAUCUUUUCAAACAAUAGUUUUGGUUAAAAGAGGUUAGUUACUUUCUUAGCCAUACAUUGCACCAGCUUUGAACAUAUACUACUAUGCCUGACACAGGUUUUAGCUUGCAAGGGUGUUGAAGUGUUUUAAUUCAUUUGGUGGAGAGUAUACUUGUUUAGGAAUUGGUUAGCACUUAGGAUACUGAUCCUUUGUUACUGAAUAUUUCACAAAUUACAAAUUGAGUGCCACAUUAACUUGGUUGAUUUCAUAAAGAUUAUUUGUUCAAAUUCCACCCGCUCUCCUUUCCCAUACUGUAUUAUGAGAUUAGGAUAUACUAAUAUUACGAUUUUGGUAGAGCAACACUGACUGAGACUUAAGUCUGUGAUGUGGAAGCAGCUAGAUCAGGAAAAGAUAACAUAUCUGGAGCUGAGCCGGCAGGGGGAACCAAAAAAAAUAAUAAUUUAUCAGGUGGGGAGGCAGGACUCUCAGGAGUCUGACCAGUUCUUUUUUAAAUCAGCAGUCCCAUUGAUCCUACUGUGUAGACUACCCAUCAAAUGCAGAUAUUAAUUUCAUACCAGAAAUGUAUUUUUCCCACUGGAUUUAUCAAUCUCUAGGGCUGCUGGGGACCACCUGGCUGCUGGGGAAGGAAUUAGCUACAUAUUUGCGUAUGGGAGACUAGUGAACAACCAACUAUUGUCACUGUGAAUCGCUAUGGAUUUGACUUAUAAAAAUGUUAAAUGUUCACAUGGCAUGAUUUCUGUUAACGUUUACUCAUUUUUGAGGACAACAUUUGCUUUGUAUUUUUUAUUAUUAUUAUUUUUUUGUGGUGGAGAUCUCCAUUUGGAUUGAGAAGAAGGAGAGUGUUCAUCAUCAAGGUUGUUGCUCUUUUGUAAAAAAAAAUGAAAGAAAUCUACAAGAGCAGCCCUGAAGAGAUACUGCAUUCCAUGCUUAUGUAUUCAAAUGUGUGUAUGUUAUCGAAAAAUACAAUGGAUAAUGCAGACUUUAUCAUCCUAUGUUUAAUGCUGCAAAUGUGCCCAUGGAUUUAAUGCCUUCAUCAUCAAACUGUAAACUAUACCACAUGCAUAGACUUUUAAACCUUUAUUUAAAUGGUUUCAUAUGAUAAAAUACUUGUAAUGAUGUAAACCAUGCCCUUGUGUAACUUAGAUGUGUUUGGAUUUAAGAUUACAUUUGAAUUUAGGCUAUUCUACAUUAUAUUUGGAAAAUAAUGUAAAGAAACAAGAGCUAUUGUGAGAAUUAUUUUUUAGGGGGUGGGGUGGGGGGAAUUGCUUAAGUAGGCAAUAUACUUAAAACAAUUUGCAAACUUUUUGAAAAAGAACCACUGGCGAACAUGUCACCAAACACUUGUCAGUAUACUCAAUACAAACUCCUUUGUUUUGUCAAUUCACGCUACUGUGCCCCGCUCAGGAUCAUUAACACCUAACUUGAUGGAAAUUUAAGCACAUUUUGUCGUCUUUAUAAUCUCUAUAAUAUCUUCAUAAAGAUGAAGAUAUCCUUGCUUGAGUUGAGCAACUCUUUGUUCAGAAGUAUUAGUCUCAAAAAUAUCCCACUCACGACUGUGUAUCUGAUAGGUUUGUGAUAGAAUAAUUAAAUUGAGUGAAGUUUGACCUAAUUUUUUGCCAAACUAAGGAUAAAUCAUUUGAAUAGAAUGGUAGCCAAUUAAAAGAUGUUAAAACGACCUAUAGAAGAUAGGGAAACUAGUUACACUAGGUCGCUAGCUACCUACCUAGCGUUCCUAGUUUCUCCAUCUUUUAUUUGGCUACCUUUCUGUCCGAACGAUUUAUCCUUAGUUUGACUAACAAAUCAGGUCAAACUUAACUCCUAGAAGGAGGAUUUCAUUUUUUGAUUGCAGUGAACCUGUCGGGUAGGACAGUUACUUACUACCACAGAACAUUACAAUGAUGAAAUGAAUGGGAAAAUAAAGCUGCCCCUGGCCAGUCAACUGUGACGCAACGAACCAUUUGAUAUUUGGAUGAACCAUUUGCAGACGGGGAUGUCUGCGAACUGGUGGGCUGUUUGGGAGCUUGCACACACCACGCUGUACAAACUUAAAAUGUUUUUUUCUUUGUCUCUUGUUCGAAAGUGCGUAGUUUUGAACAAAAAGUUGGAUUUUGUUCUGAGUAUACUACCACAUUUAGUGUCGUUGGUUUCCAUUAUGUCUCUGAAGAGUAUCACCCUACCACACAUUACAGAGUAUCUUUCUAUGUAAUACUAUGAAUUCUCCAUAUAAAGUAGGAAUUUGACACAUUCUUAAAACAUGUUGAAAAGCAACAGUAUUUUCACCAUUAAUUAUAGAGCUAAUAAGGUAAUUAUAAGGUAAUUAAGUGAAAAAUGGAAACUAAAAUGAGUGUUUUUGUUCAUGAUAAGUACUGCUGCGUUUUCUGUAUCAAUUGCUCUGUUAAACCCUGAGGACAUGUAGUAGAUGCAAAUGAGAUUGCAGAUGUAUUUUACUUUUUUAAUACUUUUGUGUUUAUACUGGUUUAUCUUUUUUGCUGCAUUAUUAUCAAUUGAACCAAAUUUCAAUGAAUCGUUCCAUUGUAAGGCCAAGGAAAAUAACAAAGUGCUUCUAUUAUGGCAUGCACAGAAGGUAGUGGCCUACUUUCAUCAUUCUUUAAUCUUGAAUAUAUUGAUGGAAAAGGAAACAUUGCCCCAGAUUCAUUCAACUGGAUUGCGCUUUGUUCUUAAUUCUGAGAAAUUGAGCAAUUUAAUGUUAGAUACUAACAUAUAAUCUUGAAUGGAACUGCCACUGAAAUGAAAGGAAAACUAUUCGUAUAUUUGGUAUGUGAUUUAAGAACCAACCACGUUAUUGUUUGAAUGAAUUAGACAUGUACCCAUACAAUUGGCAUAUUUGUAUUGGUGUUCAUCAUUGAGCAUGAAUUUAAAAGCUUUAAAGAGUUUUCCAGUGGAUUUGUUUUUAAUCAGAUCAAAUCAAAUUGUGUCUGGUGUAGCACUCCUAGCAGCAUAACUGUCUCUGGAGUAAAUAACAAAUGGAAUUUCAUGUAAUAAAUUCAAGUAAUAGCAAAUGGGACAAUUAAUCAGAGACAUCCAAAAAGAACAAUUAUAAAUAGUGAAUUGUUUCAUGGAAAUGUUAUGCAGACUGUUUUCUUAGCUAAUUUCACAGUUAUACUGUUCUGAGAAGGAAUGUAAGCAGGGGUCACCAGCCCUUGAGAGCCAUAAUAUCAGCUGGUUGUUGUUUCUAUCUUGAAAAUCAGCAAACCGUUUGCAACCGAGAAACCAGAUGAAUUAACAAUCUAAAUGACUGCUUUAAUUGAUCUAGUACAUUCUGAUUAAUACCAAAAACCCAGAAAACACUGAAUGUUUUCCUAAUGUUCCUGAAAUGUUUUAUCAAUGUUAUAACAUUGCCGCUACGUGGCAGCAACAUUGUGAGAAUGUUUUGUAUUAGCUGACCACCUUCCCUAUGACUGUCCAGUACCAGUGUUGGGGGACCCCUGUUGUAAAAUGUUCCAAGGAAAAAUCUGCCUAAUGAGUUCCAACCUGCCAUGAACUGUAAAUUAUUUUUAAAUUAUUUUUCAGAGGACCACUUAAAUUGUGCACGUAACGUUCUCGCGGUUAUUUUACAUUUCCUUCAGUUGUAAUCUUGUAAUAUCUGUACAUAAUCUGCUGUAAAUAGUGUCGGUAAAUAUGUCAGUUUGGUGCAAAUCACUGUAAAGACAGACUGCAGUGUUUUUAUUUUAUUUUAUAUAUAAUAAAUGGGGGUGCGGAGUUGUUUAAGUAAAAUGCGAAAUGACCUUUUGGCUUUCUCGACAAUUAGAGGACCGCAGCAUUCAAAUGGAAAUCAGCUGAUGUUUUCUGUCUCUGUGAGAACAGAGAACAACACCGAUCAGAAAAGCUGCAUAGAAAAAAAACACUGUUUUUGGAGAUAAUUGAGGUGCCAUGCCAUCAAAGGUGCUCUUGUGUGAGAAACAUGAAAGAGAGGCUCACUGUGGGCAGCUCGGUAACUGGGGAGUUGGUGGUGGGGGGGGAUUAAAGACAGUGUUGUAAGAUGGACACUUUCUUCAAGUGGGGGGGGGGGGAGGUAGAGGGAGUGAUUUUAUGAAGAGGAACAAGGGCUGGAUUUUGGAUUACACCUAAUCCCGUUGACGCUAUCAAAUUGCCGUCUUCUUGUGGGUCCGCGCCAGAGUUACAGUGCUCUGUUUCAUUUCAGAAUGUGUGUCUUUUUUGUGAUGGUGCCUGUGUCCAACUGUGCUAUUGUGUGUUGGUGAAUCGUCGUCAUAGAAGCUCCUAAAAUAUGAACCUCCCAAUUAUGUUUCCAUUGCACUCACAGUCAUACUCUGUAUGAAACAGAGGGAGUUUGUGGAGACUGGUAAUGUAAUACAUUUUACAGGUUUAUUAUUAUUAUUAUUAUAUUUUGCUGUCUCUCUCACUGUCUCUCUCUGUAUCUCAUUCAUUUCCCCUCUCUCACUCUUUCUAUUUCUAACUGUGCCUCUGUAUUUUGGUCUCUCUUGGUCUGCCACACCUUACAUCUUUCACUUUCUCUUUCUGGCACACAAAUAAAAUUUCAAUGUGCUAUUCCAAUUUGCAUUGGCUAUGCACUGUAAAGUAUUGCAAAAGCAAAGAGGAAGUUGAAACAAAAUGAUUGCAAAAGGUUUACAAUAACGGUUAUAACUAAAUAACAAAUGCAACAUUAAUAUAAAUUGUAAAGAUGGGAACUCUGUGACACAUUCUCUCAUUUCUUUCCUGAGGCCAUGAAAAUGGGUCAUUCUAAAACACCUGCUUAUUCUUUCACAAAAGAGUCGAAUAGCAUGUUAUUAUUAUUCUUUAUCCAGUCCAUUAAAUUCAAUGUCCAUUGAAAGUGAUAUUAUUUUCACUUGAAUGGCACAUAUUGCUGGUUUUGAUUUGUGCAAAAAUAUACACAACUUGUCUUUCCUUCUUUUUUAUGGAUAAUAAUAUUCCCAUGAAAUGGAAUCUGCACAUUUAUUUUGUUUAUGAAUUUUAUUAAGGCUUUGCCUUUUUGCACUUUGAUAACAAGGGAGGUGAGAUUCGUGUGUUACACCUCCUGCAAAUGCAGUAGCAUCUAGGGGGAGAAAUAACAUUUUAAUCAUUUUAAACAUUUUAAAAUUUAAUAAUGAUACCAAGUGAUUAGCUAUAUUCCUAUUCAGAUUUGAUUUGAAAUGGCAAGAGCAAGCCUCACACAAUAUUGUCCUUGCAUUCAAAGAUACAACAUGUUUUUUACUUUAUUUUGUUUUUUUAAGAGAAGGCCUAUUAGUCAGUCUUACAGUAUAUAGGCCUCUUAGGAUAAGGGUGUAAGAAUUAUAUGUAGUGAAUAAGACAUUGAUCCUUGUCUCACUAUAUAAAUUUGUGCAGAUAAUUGAGUGGUUCCCUGUGUUGCAGGUGAUUGGAAAAGGUAUAGUGUCAGUAGUACAUUUUUUGAUUGCCAAAUCAUUGUGUUUUGCCAAAUAAUGUGAUUGAGUAAAACAUGUCUGUUUUUGUCAAUAAAGUGUCCGAGAAUUACAGACCCCUCA